AACCUGCUUGCUCUGUUGUUGUCAAUGCAUUUUCUUUACGUUGGUCUGCACUUCUCUUGAGUCCCACCCGAUUCGAGUGUAAUGCGUGCGGGAAUUUCCUGGUUGAUUGAUUCCGUCGUUGCCCAGAUUUGUCAUUUCGUUCGAGAAAUCAGUGAUAAUGAGUUUCGCGGCGUGAUCUGCCUCGGUUGCCCCGCGUGCUCUCGCGUCUGUUGUGGGGAAUUUCUUUGAUUCUGAUCUGUUUAUGUCCAUCACUCGCUCAAUUCCAUGUCGGCGGUUAUCCCCGAGCAAAACUGAAAGUCAGAGGCUUCCGUUCUCAAAAUAUACCCUGGGAUUCCUGCUGAAGUUUGAUCAUCAUGAGCUCUGAAAUGAAUGGUGUGACAGCUAACGGUCAUGAGAAGCCCUUCAAGAUCUUUAUCGGGUAUGAUCCGCGUGAGGACAUCGCUUAUGAGGUCUGUCGCUACUCUCUGCUAAAGCGGGCAUCCAUCCCCAUCGAGAUCAUACCUAUCAAGCAAUCUGAAUUGAGGAAGAGCGGCCUCUACUGGCGUGAGAGAGGGAAGCUUGAGAGCACUGAGUUCUCCUUCUCUCGGUUCUUGACCCCACAUCUGGCCAACUAUGAGGGUUGGGCAAUGUUUGUGGACUGUGACUUCCUGUAUCUUGCAGAUAUCAAGGAACUGAGGGACCUUGUUGAUGACAAAUAUGCCAUAAUGUGCGUUCAGCAUGACUAUGCCCCUAAAGAGACCACAAAGAUGGACGGGGCAGUUCAAACAGUUUACCCGAGAAAGAACUGGUCAUCCAUGGUCCUGUACAAUUGCAGGCAUCCCAAGAACAAGAUCUUGACACCUGAGGUCGUAAACAAGGAGACAGGCGCUUUUCUUCACAGGUUCCAAUGGCUCGAUGACAGUGAGAUUGGUGAAGUCCCAUUUGUUUGGAACUUUCUUGUGGGUCACAACAAGGUUGUCGAGAAUGAUAAGAGCACCUUCCCGAAAGCCAUACAUUACACUCUUGGUGGUCCGUGGUUCGAGGCCUGGAAAGACUGUGAGUUUGGAGAUCUAUGGCUGAAUGAAUUGGAGGAGUACAAGAAGGCUGGGAAGAACAAAGUAGAGUAGGCAUUGGGUUUGCUCAAAGACCACAAUUGGCUCUCUAUCAUGUAUUGUUUGAGUUAGCUUUCUCAUUGUUUGAGAAUGCAGGUUAUUCUAGUGAGAUGUAUAUGUUAAUUGGUUUUAGGCAUAUGCCACAUUUGUGUUGUUGUGGCCGAGUGUUAUUCUUAUUUUUUAGCCAGAUAUGGCACCAUUUAUCUGUAUCCCUUUCACACGGAAGCUUUGCUUCCUUUCUCUCUUAGAAAUAAAUAACAUCAAAAAUCUGCUUUUGCUUGUAUUGCUUUAUUAUUGCUCGUUAUGGAAGCAGACUGGUUGGUGGUGCC
This is a messenger RNA of Punica granatum (pomegranate), 1420 nucleotides long. The record is from RefSeq and is a predicted model, not a curated record. Lineage: Eukaryota; Viridiplantae; Streptophyta; Magnoliopsida; Myrtales; Lythraceae.